Molecule: messenger RNA, 816 nt
Organism: Scheffersomyces stipitis CBS 6054
Lineage: Eukaryota; Fungi; Ascomycota; Pichiomycetes; Serinales; Debaryomycetaceae
Gene: REX4
Product: putative 3'-5' exonuclease
Exons: 1
Coding region: 1-816 (271 amino acids)
Biological process (GO): rRNA processing; ribosomal large subunit assembly
Cellular component (GO): nucleus
Molecular function (GO): nucleic acid binding; 3'-5' exonuclease activity
Source: RefSeq, a predicted model, not a curated record
AUGUCCACCCUUUCUCUGAAUUGGAAGAACCUUAGUUCAAAAAUAUCGAAGAGUCCUGUAACGAAGAAAAAAGCUACGAAACCAAAAACAAAAUCUUCGUCUAAUAAAAAUGAUUCGAAAUUAAUCAAGGCUGUUGAGAAAUCCAUAGCAGUCAAUGCACCUAAAGCAAAUUUAUCACCUAUAGAACUCACACUUUGGACUAAGGAAAACGAGAUAAAAACUGAUGAUAUUGUCAAUAGUAAUGAUGAAGCUUCCAAAGUCUCUCUUAUACCGCAGGGAAAUGACCACCGAAAGAAAGAGCCGGGAAAGUAUCUCAGUAUGGAUUGUGAAUUUGUAGGAGUAGGACCAGAAGGAACAGAGUCUGCCCUUGCUAGAGUAUCCAUAGUGAAUUUCUAUGGCCAUACAAUCCUAGAUGAGUUUGUAAAGCCUCGUGAAAAGGUCACCGAUUGGAGAACUUGGGUUAGCGGUGUCUCUCCUAAACACAUGAACGUAGCCAUUACAUUUGAAGAGGCACAGAAGAGAACGGCAGACUUAUUGAAGAACAGAAUCUUAGUGGGUCAUGCCAUCCACCACGAUUUGGAAGCGUUGUUUCUUUCACAUCCAAAAUCGCUCAUCCGUGACACAUCCAGACACAAGCCUUUCCGUGCCAUUGCUAGUGGUAAGACUCCUAGUUUAAAAAAGUUGACUCUGCAUUUCUUGAAGUUGGAAAUCCAAGGGGCAGCUCAUUCUUCGGUUGAAGAUGCUAGAGCAACUAUGUUAUUGUUCCGCUUGCAUCGUAGAGAGUUCGAAAUUCAGCAAAGAAAACUUCACAGAUGA